Molecule: messenger RNA, 493 nt
Organism: Arabidopsis lyrata subsp. lyrata
Lineage: Eukaryota; Viridiplantae; Streptophyta; Magnoliopsida; Brassicales; Brassicaceae
Exons: 4
Coding region: 111-431 (106 amino acids)
Source: RefSeq, a predicted model, not a curated record
ACCUAAACCAAACAAAACCUUAACACCACUUCUUCUCUCGAUCAAUCAAUCAGCGAUUAUUCACCUUUAAUCGACCAUGGAUCUUUCCUUAAUCGUCGAUCCCAAUUAACAUGGCUUCGAACGGCGCUUCUCCGAGGAUUGUUGAUGCUACUGAUAACAGCUUGGAUAAGAUCAAGCAGCAAUUGGAAUCGAGGGUUAUCGGAACUUGCUUCUGGGACCUCUUAUUCAAGCGAGCUGAAACUGAAGCUUCUACCAUCAGAAGACAUCAGGACAAAAAUCUGAAACCAAGGAGAAUCAAAUCUACAUCCGCAUCUAUGCAAGAAGGUGGAGGCAUUAUUGGAGUUGUAGGUGUUCUGCUAAAAAGACUCUGGCUUGUAUUAGUCAUGGCGCUUAAUCCAGAUGGAGUUAACAAUGGGUUAGGUCUGGUGUAAGGAGAGCAAGGUACCAGAAUUUUUCCACGAAGUGAACCUGUUUUAAAACUCAUCAAGAUUUA